AUGGCUGCAGACAAGAUCACGAUUGAACACAAUGAGGCCAGCGACGGGGGCAAUCCGCAUAGGAAGGACCCUACUACCAUCGCUGCAAAUGCUCAACUGGCCACCGAAAUAGAGCACACCAUGAGCUUCUGGAAGGCCAUCAGAAUCUACAAAAAGUCAGUCUUCUGGUCGUUCAUCUUUUCCCUCGCUAUCAUUAUGGACGGUUACGACACGGCUCUCUUGGGCUCUCUCAUGGCCUAUCCUUCAUUUCAGUCGCGUUUCGGUAAACCUGUCGGUUCCGGCUACCAGCUCGAAGCUGCUUGGCAGGUCGCCUUGACCUUGUCUAACCCGAUUGGCAACAUUUUUGGUAUAUUCAUCAAUUCAUUCAUUACCGAGAAAUUCGGUCACAAGCGAUCUUUGCAGGGAACCUUGGUCUUUCUCACGGGGGCCAUCUUCAUUCCUUUCUUUGCCCAGUCGAUUGAAGUUUUCUUUGUAGGCGAACUUCUCUGUGGCCUUUGCUGGGGUGUCUUUACCACAAUGGCUCCCGCGUAUGCUUCCGAAGUCUGUCCGGUUAUUUUGCGAAGUUAUCUCGAGACCAUGGUUGUUCUCUGUUGGGGCAUUGGCCAGUUUGUGUCUUACGGUGUGCUAGCAGGCCUAUCCGGCAGAAAACAUGACCCUUGGGGCUGGCGCAUUCCCUUGGCUGUUCAAUGGGUCUGGAUUGUGAUCAUUUUCCCUGUGGUCAUUUUUGCACCGGAGUCCCCAUGGUGGUACGUGCGCAAAGGUCGUAUCGAAGAUGCCGAGCAUACAACCAUGCGGCUAUCCGACAUGAAUUACGUCCAGGCCAAACAGAGUGUGGAUUUGAUGAUCCAGACCAACCACCUUGAAAAAUCCAUCGCCGAAGGCACCGGCGUUCUCGACUGUUUCAGGGGUACUAACCUGUGGCGCACGGAGAUCGCAUGCGUCACAUGGACUUUACAGCAGUGGACUGGCUUUGUCAUUACCGGUUAUGCCACCUACUUCUAUGAGCAGGCUGGUCUAGUAGCCACCCAGGCUUUCCACAUGAGUGUUGGCCAGGGUGGUCUACAUUUUAUCUGCACCCUCUGUGCUUUCCCUCUCACUGGUCGCGUCGGGCGCCGUCCCCUGCUGCUCUGGGGAAUGGUCGGAAUGGGCAUAAUGAUGUUCAUAAUCGGAUUCAUCUCUUUAGCUCCCUAUACUUCCGCCCAAGGCUAUGCCGAAUCCGCCAUAUAUCUGCUUUGGUUCACGAUCAUGGAGCUCUCCAUUGGGCCUGGUGCAUACAUUGUUGUUGGCGAGGUCUCCACCACCCGUCUCCGAUCCCAAACUAUUGGUUUGGCGCGCAACGCUUGUAACGUCAUCAAUAUCCUGAACAGCGUUGUUGGCCCCUAUAUUUUGAACCCUACCGAGGGAAACUGGAAGGGAAAAUGUGGAUUUUUGACGGGUGGUCUUAUUGUGUUCUGUUUCGUCUGGGUCUUCUUUCGUCUACCUGAGAUGCGUGGUCGAACGUACGAGGAGUUGGACAUCUUGUUCUCCAUGAAAAUUGGUGCCAGGGACUUCAAAAAUCAGCCCGUGGAUUUGUCCUCUCACAGAAAUGCUCCCAAGGCCAACCUAGAUGCGGAGUGA
This is a messenger RNA of Penicillium canariense, 1617 nucleotides long. RefSeq lists its product as uncharacterized. The record is from RefSeq and is a predicted model, not a curated record. The coding region runs from base 1 to 1617 and encodes 538 amino acids. Gene Ontology annotation, biological process: carbohydrate transport; transmembrane transport. Gene Ontology annotation, molecular function: carbohydrate:proton symporter activity. Gene Ontology annotation, cellular component: membrane. The transcript has a single exon. Lineage: Eukaryota; Fungi; Ascomycota; Eurotiomycetes; Eurotiales; Aspergillaceae.